Gadus chalcogrammus (walleye pollock) is the source of this 737-nucleotide messenger RNA. RefSeq lists its product as uncharacterized. NCBI's taxonomy places the organism in Eukaryota, Metazoa, Chordata, Actinopteri, Gadiformes, Gadidae. The coding region runs from base 96 to 737 and encodes 213 amino acids. The record is from RefSeq and is a predicted model, not a curated record. The transcript is spliced from 7 exons. Gene Ontology annotation, molecular function: protein binding.
AAGCAACGUUCGGUCGGUUUCUUCAUGACUUUUAACUGCAAAGAAAGUAUUUGGAGACAAUAAAGAAAGCAGUAGAUAAGUCCACCACCAUCAUCAUGUCGGAGCAGAACCAGCCAACCGUGGAAGGAGAUCUGCGUUUCCACUCUGAGCUGAAAUGUGGGCAGGAUGUAACGAGAUGUGAGUUUAACAAAGAUGGCUCCCUACUGGCUGUAGGGUUGAGUGAUGGUGCCAUCAAGGUGUACAGUCCGGACACCGGAGACCAGAUCCUUACCCUGAAGGACUCCAGCAGGCUCAGAAUGCCAAUCACUGGUCUGAGGUUCAUCUCCAGCUCAGACUCCCACUGCCUCCUGCUGGCCGCCUAUGCGACAGGCAGUGUGAGGUGCUGGUACCCCUGGGGCGGGGACUGUCUCUGGAACCUCAAGGAGGCCAGUGGCCUGUGGGACCCCGCGGAUGUGGAGAAGGGCUCAAAGUUAGAGACCCUCUGUCUGGCAGUGUCGCCCUCCGGAGAGAGAGCUGCUACGGGCUGCUCCAACUCCACCGUCCACCUAUACGACCUGCGCACGCAUCAGAGCAUCCUCACCUGCAAGGCCAGCUCCUGCAGGACCAUCAUGGAUGGCCACCGUUCACGGGUGUUUGCUGUGACCUUUCACCCCGAGCGGGAGACAGAGUUCAUCUCCGCUGGCUGGGACAACACCAUACAAUUCUGGGACAGCAGGCAAGAGCAGGCCGUUAGGUAA